Molecule: messenger RNA, 1213 nt
Organism: Brassica napus (rape)
Lineage: Eukaryota; Viridiplantae; Streptophyta; Magnoliopsida; Brassicales; Brassicaceae
Product: MATH domain and coiled-coil domain-containing protein At3g58200-like
Exons: 2
Coding region: 298-729 (143 amino acids)
Molecular function (GO): protein binding
Source: RefSeq, a predicted model, not a curated record
AUUUCGCUUUAUGUAGCCAUAGACAACUCAACUCUCGUUGAAGCACAUCAAGAGGUUUUCGCGGAUCUCAGAUUUUACGUAUUCAAAAAUAACGAGAGGAAGUACUUCACCAUCCAAGGUUCUUGCUAAUUUUCAUUCUAUCUUUUGUUUUUUAUGACUACUAGGAAGUUUUGGGCUGUACAUCUCCCUAGACCGAAAAAACAUGCAAUGUGUAUAUAGAAGUGACAUCUAUCUAUAUAUCUAUGUUAUAAUCCGCAAAACGAUGAGUAUGCAUGGCGAUACAAUAUUUUCAAAACGAUGUGGGGAUUCUCUCAGGUCCUCCCUCUUGCUACCUUCAGAGACCCGAGCAACGGAUACCUUUACGAUGAAGAUCACUGCGAGUUUGGUGUUGAUGUGACUAUUCAUUCUCCUUUUCAAAGUUCAGAACUUUUCUCUGUAGCUAGGAACUUUGAUAAAUCGAGGUUCACCUGGACCAUUCGGAGUUUCUCCGCGCUGGUCGGAGAUACGUACUUCUCUGAUACAUUCUCCGUGGGAGGAAGGAAUUGGAAUAUACAAGUAAAUCCAAGUGGCCGUGCAACAAGAGAGGGAAGAGCCUUGUCGAUGUAUCUUCUCCUUAAUGCGAACGAGAAGGUCAGACCCUACGAGAAGAUUUAUGUUCGAACCAAGCUUAGAGUUGUUAACCAACUAAUCUUUUCAUUUUUUUUGGGGAACCAUAGAAAAGCAAAGUAAGAGCAUGAUUAUCGGGAUUGCUUAACUGGGUUGCUUAAAUUAAUUUUGAUUUAAAAAAAAAAAAUUGCCUUUUAAACUAAGCAGCUUUGCUUAAUUAGGAGGAGGAAGAACCAGCGCUUAUGAAACACGCGUCAGACACAGAAGUCUCCUCCUCUCUCUCAUCUCUAUAAUUCCAAAACGUGUGAUUGAUCUCGAACGGGAGAUUCGAUCUGGUACAGUCCAUGUUUAUAACAACAAGGAGUCUUUUGUAAUCACUCCCAACAUCUUCACUUGUAAUCUCCUCGUGAAAGCUUUGUGUAAGAAGAACGAUGUGGAGAGUGCCUACAAGGUGCUCGACGAAAUUCCCGAGAUGGGUCUGGUGCCAAAUCUGGUGACGUACACGACUAUUCUUCUUUAAGGUUGUAGCUUUGUUGGUUCUUGUUUUCUUUAAGGUUGUAGUUUGUACUUAUCUUCUUGGUUUUAAAAGGUUGUAGCUUUGUUGGUU